Labeo rohita (rohu) is the source of this 1503-nucleotide messenger RNA. Its product is annotated as V-set and immunoglobulin domain-containing protein 8. The record is from RefSeq and is a predicted model, not a curated record. Gene Ontology annotation, biological process: response to bacterium. NCBI's taxonomy places the organism in Eukaryota, Metazoa, Chordata, Actinopteri, Cypriniformes, Cyprinidae. Bases 192 to 866 code for a protein of 224 amino acids. The transcript has 5 exons.
CUGUGCAUCAGGAAACCGAUUCUUCGCUUUUCAGUAAACACCAGCGCAGCGACUGUGGAAAUGUGCAACACUGUGGUUUAUAAGUGAAAGCCUGACCUGUGUGGUGGUGGCAGACCUCAGCAUUUAUAAGUAAGACCCCCUGCUCCCACCUCUCAGAGCAGACCGACUGCAUCUGACACAGAGACUGGAACAUGAGCACUUUCAGACUAAUCCUUUUAGUCAGCAUCAGCACACAGUACGUGAUGUGUGCAGCCACUGUGAAUGUGAGCGUCCAGCAGGAGCAGAACGUUUCUCUGUCCUGUUACCUGAACUCCAGCUCUGAGAUGGCAUGGUAUCGACUGAGCUCGGAGAAGAUUACUUUACUCGUAUCAGCAGCGAGAGGAAACCUUCAGAAAAAAGACUUCAUUACUUACUAUAAUGAGGAUGAGAGUCACUUUCGGCUGGAGGAAGACAGGAGGCUGGACUCCAUCACCCUGGCCAUCACCGGGGUCCGAGAGUCGGAUCUGGGGCUGUACUACUGCGCUGUCCGCAUCGGCGCGAAGGCCAUGCGUUUUGGGACUGCUGUCAGACUCACAUUUGCAGACGCUGAACAGCAGCGCUCCUCGGCUGGCGUGGGCUGCAGGACGCUCUUGGUCUGCGCUUGUGUUGCAUGUGGGUUUUGCGGCAGUCUCUGCGUGUGUGCGCUUUGUUACGGGCGAGGGUCUUCCAGGGUUUCUUGCAUCAGAUGUGCGAAAGAAAUCUCAAAUGUCAAGACAGCACAAGUACAGUAUUCCAGUCUCCGGUUCCUCAGACGCUCCAGAGCCGCGGCUCCUGCUCCGGCCAACGUGACGUACGCUACUAUAGCCAAAGCCAUCCGCACGUCCUGACUUCACUGCAUUUAAUCUGCUUCACAUUAACAGAGGGAGAGUCUGCUGCAGCAUCACCUAUACUUUAAACUUACGCUUAAAAAAAGUCAUUUAUACACUAUGAUUCAAAAGCUUGGGAUUGGAAAGAUUGUUUAAUGUAUUUGAAAAACGUCUGUUUUGCCCACCGAGAAGCAAAUGUACCAAAUGCCGUGAAUAAUGUGAAUCAUUAUUGCAAUUUAAAACAACCGCUUUUUUUUGAAAAUAUUUGGUAACACUUUAUAAUAAUGUUCAGUUGUAAGUCAUUUAUAAGCAAUUAGUUAAUGAUGAAAUAAUCAUUUACAAAACAUUUAUAAAAGAUUACUAAGUGAUAUGCUAACAAUGUGUAUGUUUUGUUAAUUCAUUUACAAGUAAUUUACAAGUAAUUAGUUAAUUAUCUAAUAGUUAUUUAACUAAUCAUUUACAAAACAUGACUAUGCAUUCAUAAACGAUUAAUAAGUGAUAUGUUAGUAUUUUUAUCUAUGCUUUAAAUCAUUUACAAGUGAUUAGAUAAUGAUACAAAACAUCGCUAUACGUUCACAAAUGAUUUAGUAUUAUGCUAACGAUUUACAAAUCUGUCGUAAGUUAUCUUUAAAAAAAUAGAAUAUCAUGAAAUAAUCAA